This is a messenger RNA of Meleagris gallopavo (turkey), 4413 nucleotides long. NCBI's taxonomy places the organism in Eukaryota, Metazoa, Chordata, Aves, Galliformes, Phasianidae. The record is from RefSeq and is a predicted model, not a curated record.
UUCUUCUGCAGCUUUUCUCUUCUUUAUGGAAAAGUUGAAAUGCUGUUUUUUCCUCUAAUUCUAGGAUCAUGGUUACUUGAUUUGCCUGGUUUUCCCAGCCAUUUUUCAUGGUAUCGUAUUACACUCUUCUUUUUGGAUCAGACCAAUCUUACUCUUCUUUUUUACUUUUUUUAUUUCCAUUAGAGAGAUAUUCAUGUCAACUUCACCCUAAAAAUAAUGAUCUUGAGUUGCAAGGCACGUUUCCAAACAUCUUCACUAAAAUGUGGCCUCUUAGAACUAACAUACUCACGGAAGAGAAAACUCUUGCAUUCAGUAUUGAAAAUAGCUUAAAAAGUAAAGCUUAUUCAUUGAAGUAUUAUUUCAAAAUUACAUAUGUGACGUGAUUUGGUUCCUCAUUUGCAGACCAGAACUUCCCUGUAUCAGUUGAGUCUUAAAACCUAAAAGGAUUUGUUAACCUGGGUCAAUGCAGAAGGGUUUUCUUGCAAGACAUAAUUUGUUCUUCAGCAAGAGUUAGAGCUGCAGAGGACAAAGGAGCAAAACAUCUGGCAAUGGCUGUUUACCUUCUUGUGAUUUUUCUCUUUUCCUUUUGUACACCUCUUCAAGCGUCUGAUAGUGGAAUAUUUUUAAUUUAUAAUGAAGAUAGCAAGCUCUGUGCCCAAGCUCUAAACAGCAGCUCAGUCAUAACUGCCAUGUGCAAUGAGAAAAAUGAGUUGCAGAGGUUCAGAUGGAUCUCGGCCACACAGCUGCUGAGCAUGGGGAUGAAGCUGUGCUUGGGAGUGCUCACCAAGGAUGACGAGGCUGCCAUCACAUUGGAAACCUGCAACAGGACGAACGAGCUUCAGAGGUGGGAAUGUAAGGAUGAGGCACUUUCAAUCCAAGGCAAAGAUUUGUUUCUCAACUAUGGCAAAGGGAAGGGGAAGAAAAUCAGGUUGUCCAAAGAAUCAGGCAAAGGGAGCCGGUGGAGAAUCCAUGGAACUGCAGGCAGCAUAUGCUCCAGGCCCUAUGAGGAUAUGUAUACACUAGGAGGAAAUAAUUUUGGUGCACCUUGUGUGUUCCCUUUCAAGUUCAAUGGUAAAUGGUUUGCUGACUGCAUCCGUCGGACUGAAGCAAGCUCUCUCUGGUGUGCAACUACUUCAGAUUUUGAUAGAGACCAACGUUUUGGAAAUUGUCCAUCAAAAGACACUCUCUACAAAGAGUUUUGGAAAACAAAUCCUUUGACUGAAACCCAUUAUCAGAUAAAUGCAAACUCACUUUUGACGUGGCAUCAAGCAAGAAGAAGCUGCCAGCAGCAGAAUGCAGAAUUAUUAAGUGUCACAAGCCCUCAUGAAGAAAUGUUUUUAUUAGGACUCACUAGUGAUCUGGGAUUCAAUGCCAAGCUCUGGACUGGUCUUGUCAGACGACUUGAUAGCAGUUGGGAAUGGACUGAGGGUAGUCCUCUCAGAUAUCUGAACUGGGCUCCAGGAAAUCCCUCUGUGGAGCUUAUAAAAAUGUGUGGGACUUUCCAAGGCAGGAAUGGCAAAUGGGAAAAUGUGGCGUGUAAUCAAAAGCUAGGAUAUAUCUGCCAAAAGAGAAACUCUUCCAUUGUGGAUGACUCCUUCACUGUUCCCUCAGGAGACACAAAGCCUGUUAAGUGCCCCAGGGAAUGGGUAGCCUAUGCAGAACAUUGCUAUAGAAUUUACAGAACACCCAAAAUAUGGAAACAGGCCCAAUCAUCUUGUAGAAAAGAAGAUGGAGACCUGACAAGUAUUCAUAAUGUUGAGGAGUACAGUUUUAUAGUGUCUCAACUUGGGUACAAGCCAGAUGAUGAGCUGUGGAUUGGUUUAAGUGACUUCAGAUUUCAGAUGUAUUUUGAAUGGAGUGAUGGGACACCUGUGACAUACACCAAGUGGCAUCAAAGACAGCCGACCCACACACCUAAUAAGGCAGACUGCAUCGUUAUGAAUGGAGAGGCUGGGUUCUGGACUGACAGUGCUUGUGAAACAAAACUUGGUUACAUCUGCAAAAGAAAACCCUUGGCAGAGGAAUCAGGGGAAGCUGAAGCUACUUACCCGGGCUGCCAGAAAGGCUGGAUGAAGCAUGGCUUUUACUGCUACUCCAUAGGGCAGCUACCUGCAACAUUUUCAGACGCAAAACUUAUCUGUGAAGAAAAUAAAGCUCACCUUGCUACUGUGACAGACAGAUAUGAACAGGCUUUUUUAACUUCUAUAAUUGGAUUCAAGCCAGUGAAAUAUUUCUGGAUUGGACUCUCAGACGUGGAGGAGCAGGGGACGUUCAGGUGGACUGCUGGGGACCCGGUCACCUUCACUCACUGGAACAUGGGAAUGCCAGGAAGGGAGCCAGGCUGCGUGGCCAUGAGAACAGGAACUUCAGCUGGAUUAUGGGAUAUUCUCAAUUGUGAAGAAAAAAACCUGUUUCUGUGCAAGCAGCUGGUGGAGGGAGCAACCCCACCACCCCCUCCGACAACUCCUCCGCUCCCGUCCUGCCCAGAUGAAUGGCAAUCCAUUCCUCAGAGCAGCUUCUGCUUCAAAAUUUUUCAGAGAGGAAGGGAGAAAAUGCAAACAUGGUUUGGUGCAAGAGAUUUUUGCAGAGCUAUUGGAGGAGAUCUGGCAUGUGUUCACAGUGAAGAAGAGCAAAAACUAAUAUCUAGUUUAAAUAAAGACUAUCGUCACUUAUCUUACUGGAUGGGUUUAAAUGCCUUGGACUCUGAUGGAGGAUUUACAUGGUGUGAUGGUUCACCGGUAAAUUUUCAAAAAUGGGCAAAUGGAGAACCAAACAAUUAUGAUGGAAAUGAAAAAUGUGGAGUGUUUUAUGGUUAUAAUGAUAUGAAAUGGAAUGAUAUAUUUUGUGAACAUAUGCAAGACUAUGUUUGUCAAAUAAAAAAAGGAGCAUCACUGAAACCAGAACCUACAUCCACAUUUGAUCAUGAGUAUAUUGUUAGUGAAGAUGACUGGAUAAUAUAUAAUCAUAAGGAAUAUUACUUUAGCAAGGAAGCGAUGCCUAUGGAAAAAGCGAGAGACUACUGCAAAAAAAAUGGUGGUGAUCUUGCCAUUAUUGAGAGUGAAAGUGAAAGAACAUUUCUUUGGAAAUAUACUUUUUACAAAGAUCGAGGAAAUAAUUUUUUUAUUGGCUUAACUGUGAGCCUUGACAAGACGUUCCGGUGGGUGGAUGGAACUACUGUAAACUAUGUUGCCUGGGCCCCCAAUGAGCCCAACUUUGCAAAUAAUGAUGAAAACUGUGUGGUCAUGUAUACUCAAACAGGUACGUGGAAUGACCUCAACUGUGGCAGUAUUGAGCUUUUCAUCUGUGAAAGGCUUAACAGUACUGUUCGUCCAAGUAUUGCUCCCACGGUACCACCACCCAAGGGUGGGUGUCCAGAAGACUGGCUCCUCUUUGAUAAUAAGUGUUUCAAAGCAUUUGGCCUUAAUGAAAAUUAUACACUGACAUGGCAUGCUGCACGGAACAACUGUAUUACUUUUGGAGGAAACCUGGCUACUGUCUCAAAAAAGGAAAAUCAAGCUUUCCUCAUGUCUCUCUUAAAAAAUACUGCAACCGAUGCCUGGAUUGGACUGAAUGACAUAAAUCAUGAGCAUACAUACUUAUGGACGGAUGGAAGUCCAGUUUACUACACAAACUGGGCAAAAGGUUCCCGAAGUUACUAUAGUAAGGUAAAAAGUUUAUUGUUAUCAUGGAAUCAUAGAAUCACAGAAUAGAAUAGCUUGGGUUGAAAGGGACCUUAAAGGCACUUAGGGGGCAAGAGGGAGACUCAUCCUUCUCGAAGCAGAGACUAGGACCCAUUCUCCUAUGUCUUCAGGUUUUGUGGUCCGUCUCCUCAGGUUUGGAAGCUAGCUUAACUUCUUCCCCUUGCAAGGACUUCAGACAGGAUAGUUGGCCUGCCUGUAUCACUGCACAAUACCACUCAUCGAUUUCUCUCCCUGAUUGCUGAAUACUACAUUUCCUGGUGAUCUCCUCAAGCAACCUGGCUACUUGCUCAAAAAGUUUGUCAAACUGGGAACACUUGCACCUCCUCUGCCCUAAGAGAACUUCCAGGUUCUGGAAUUCCCUGCAACAGAAGAUAUGGGCAGCUUUAUUCACUCAUCGAGAGAUCUGUCUGCUAAAGUCACUGGCCCCCAGUCUGGGUUUCUUAUCUCAGCCCAACCAUUGUGGCCAAUGGUUGCCAUGUGUAUUUCGAUAAUGCUGUUCCCAGAAGACAGAGACAGAGAGAGAGCUGCCUGGUGCUCUUCUGGUCGCUCGUGUUUCCUGAAUGCAUCUUGGAGUCUGACUGUUAAAACAAAUGAUACUGCUUUUUAAUGUAAAAAGUGCUGCUAGCAGAGGAUGGUUUCGAUCCAUCGACCUCUGGGUUAUGGGCCCAGCACGCUUCCGCUGCGCCACUCUGCUGUUCUUAUUUUAGCUUUU